Pseudogymnoascus destructans is the source of this 1114-nucleotide messenger RNA. RefSeq lists its product as uncharacterized. Lineage: Eukaryota; Fungi; Ascomycota; Leotiomycetes; Thelebolales; Thelebolaceae. The record is from RefSeq and is a predicted model, not a curated record. Gene Ontology annotation, molecular function: nucleic acid binding. Bases 477 to 956 code for a protein of 159 amino acids. The transcript has 2 exons.
AUACAAUCUCCUGGGUCGCUACAAAAUUCGACAUUAAGUACGAAACUCUACGACGAAACCGAGUAUUGACUCCUGCACAAGAUGCUGCAAUUUGCCAAUUUGCCAAUUUAUACAUGACCAACUCGAGCGUAGUAUUCCUGCAAAUCGGAGUACGCUACUACAAGCUGUCGCAGACUUGCGACCAGGCAAAGAGCUGCCCUCUCGACGCUGGCUUCAACAGUUCCUUAAAGCCCACCCUGAAUUCCACUCUAUUCGUACAAAGGCAUUAAAUACUCUGCGAAAGCAAGCCCAGAAUCGGUCAAAUUUCGAGGGCUUCUUUAUGAAGUAUAAUGCGAUUAUUACAAAAUAUAAUAUCAAGCCAUGCAAUCUCUGGAACUUUGAUGAGACAGGUUACAUGAUUGGAUGCUAUCGGUCUACAGAUUGGAUUGUAAAUAAUCCUGAUAAUCGACUCUCUGUUACUGUCAUCGAAGCUAUAAAUGCUGAAGGAUAUGCACUUCCUGAGUGUAUCAUGGUAUGAUAAUCUUGAGCCUGACACUCUUGUAAUCGUUAAUGACAGUGGAUAUACGAAUGAUGCGGUUGGAAUUCAAUAUCUACACCACUUUAUUCAACAUUCAGCAGCGUACUCAUCAUGUAAUGAGACUCGACUAUUGAUAGUUGACGGUCACGAUUCACAUAAAACUGGGCAGUUUAUCACAAUAGCAGAAGAAUACAAUGUUAUUCCAUGUGCGCUUCCACCUCAUACAACACAUCUGCUUCAGCCGCUUGAUGUUGAAGUUUUCCAACAGUGCCAGCACUUCCAUCAAAAGGCUCUUGAUAAAGCAGUCCGGAGUUUUGAUUACGAGUAUAAACUUCCAACAUUCCUCUCUGAUCUACCGUAUAUUCGCAACCGGUCAUUGACUGUAAAGACCAUACAGUCAGGGUGGAGAGAAGCUGGGCUUUGGCAAAGCAGAGCGUAAGCGUGUUGCAGACCGUAAAGCAAAUGGUUUGAAGUCGCUUGUAGUGGUCUUACAGUAUAAGGCAUACAAGAGUAGCGACGACGAAGAUGAGAAUGAGUCGGUACAAAGUUUAGAUGGUGAAAAUAGCUCUGUUAAUUUUGUAUUGUUCAGGUAGUUAU